Phyllotreta striolata is the source of this 1312-nucleotide messenger RNA. The record is from the annotation of a GenBank genome assembly. Lineage: Eukaryota; Metazoa; Arthropoda; Insecta; Coleoptera; Chrysomelidae.
GGAACCUUAUAAAAAAUUAUGGUUUGGCCUUUCACAAAGUUGCAUAUCCAUUCCAUGUGACAUGUUAAUUUGUGAAAUAAAAUAGAAGAUUUUCCGAAAAAAAAAUUUUAACUGAAUUCUAAAAUAGCACGAGACAAAAAAAAAAGAGAAGAAAUAGUGAGGUUAGACAUUUUUAUUGAUGUAUUUUACGUUGAAUUUAAAUAGAUAUUUAUUUGAUUUAUUGUGAAAAAAUAACAUAACUCUAUCACUUUUUGUACCAAUAGGAGAUCUAUUUUUAUAAAAGUUAAUCGUUUGUGCAGUGCAAAAUCCAAAAUACCAAAAAUGUCCACUACAAACGAUGUAUCAACAUCUCAAGAUAAAGAAGAAAUUAAGUUUAAACCCAAAUCUCGUAAACAACUCAGGCAAAGGAUCAAAGAAGACAGUGACGAUGAGGAAGACACCAAAGUGAUUACAAAAUUGUGGGAAAUGAAGGAAAUCCAGAAACUCCGAGAAAGACCUAACGGAAUAAACGCUAUCGGUCUAGCACUAGGAGCCAAAGCAACAACCGAAGCAGAAUUAAAGGAUACUUAUAACAAGGAUAUAGGCGGUUUAGUGAAUGCAAAAACCAUAGCCAAAGCUAGCCAAGUAGACGACGCUUAUGACACAGGAAUCGGUACACAAUUCUCAGUCGAAACAAACAAAAGAGACGAAGACGAAGAAAUGAUGAAGUACAUAGAAGUAGAACUAUCUAAACGAAAAGGCAAAGAAAAACGCAACGAACACAGCCUAGAAUCCGAAAAGUACCACACCCCGGAGGAACUUGCCCUUCAAUCCGUACCCGAACACCUUCGGGAAUCUUCCAAGAAACAAUCCGAAGAAAUGUUGUCCAAUCAAAUGUUAAGCGGCAUCCCAGAAGUAGAUUUGGGAAUCGAGGCCAAAAUCAAAAACAUCGAAGCCACUGAAGAGGCCAAAUUGCGAUUACUGUGGCAAAAUCAACGCCAAAACGACGGCCCAUCCCAGUUCGUACCAUCUAAUAUGGCCGUCAAUUUCGUACAGCACAACAGAUUUAACGUCGGGCGCGAGGAAAUACCUGCUAAGAAAUCCAAAAUCGAAGAAAAACCUAAGAAGAAGGACGAAAAGGCCACCGAUGAUUAUCACUACGAGAAGUUUAAGAAGCAGUUUAAGAGAUAAUGUUCUUAUUUAACCUAAUAGGGUUCAUUCAUGACUGUUAUGUUAUAGUUAUAUUCGUCUUUAUUACGUUCCUAAUAAUAAUAAUUCUGUGUAAUAAAUGUUACUUGAUAAAAGAAAUAUUCUAAAGGUACAUGGAACAUAU